Molecule: messenger RNA, 4525 nt
Organism: Helicoverpa zea (corn earworm)
Lineage: Eukaryota; Metazoa; Arthropoda; Insecta; Lepidoptera; Noctuidae
Exons: 4
Coding region: 206-1921 (571 amino acids)
Source: RefSeq, a predicted model, not a curated record
GCGUCCUCCGAUUUUAUUCACGGAAAGUGUAUCGCCAUAUUGCUUCCGUGAACUCAGUGAAAUAUUUGUACAUUUCUCUUCAAUUAUGACUGUAAUAUCAAAAUGAAGUGAAUUAAAACAAACCACAGUGUGUUGGAAACUGUGGAGAUACAUUUUUAUGCAUCUCAGUCUCUGAUAUUGCGUGAAAAAGCGUCGAGCAGGCGGAAUGUCGUUCGAAAAAAUGGAAGUGGUGAACCCUGCUGAGAAAGAGGCGAGCGAGGUGCUGCAUUCAUUGCUUUCUGUGGAGCGGCGGAGCGUGGACAGCAAGGAGGCGAUAAUAGUGUCCAUACCAGCGGACCAGAACGGCGGCGGCGAUUAUGGCGAGAGUGCACAGUGGCACACCCCUGUCAUGGGCCAGCACUCGGUUUUUGAGAUGGGAGGACAGAAUAUGCAGCAACAUAACUACAAUGGUCACCAAGAGCAGGUUCUAUGGCAAGGACACACAAUACAGGUGGAAAAUGGUACAGCCAGUUUGCCAAACAUACCUGGUACCUACAGUAUUGAGUUUGAGCCGCAUGUUGAGGGUGAACCAGGAGACAUGGAAGUUGACACUAAACCCAAAGUUGAAAAGAAAACGGGUAAUAAAAAGAAGAAAAAAACAGAAUCUGAUAGCGAUGAAGAGGUUCUGGACAAUAAACUCGAGGAUAAUCCUGCACAGGUCAAGGAGAGACUACGAAGAGGCUGCGAUUGUAAAGACAAUUGUUACCGGGGGCUUAAUCCUGAAGCAGUCUACCGUCACAGACUCAAUAUUGCUGAGCUGACUAAGAGUGAGCAUGAUAUGUACCUGAUGGGCAUCACUAUGGCGAGCUUGGCGAAUCCAGCCGAGACUUCACGCCACAAAGUGAGGAGGAGACUUAGAGCAUGUUAUGUUUACCAAGGGAGGAAGGUAUGCUUGGAGGCUUUUUUAUAUCUUGAGAAUGUUACUCAUUAUCAGCUGAAGCGGAUCAGACAGCACGUAAUGACGCACGGUGUUGCACCGCGGAUACACGGCAACGUCGGUAAGAAGCCAUACAACACAUUUACUCUUGAUAUUUACAAACAUGCAACUAAUUUCUUGAAGGAAUAUUUGAAACAACAUGCUAGUUCACCUAAAGAUGUUCAACCAUCUGGGGAAAGUGGUAAGAAAGCCAGUAAGACUGUCAUUAUUCAAGGAGAUUCACGGAAACAUUUAUUCGAGGCUUACAAAGAGUAUGGAGAGAUUCUCGAACCAGGAGUAAAACUCAUGGGUUAUUCAACUUUCCGUGCAUUCAUGAAGGACCAGUUCCCUCAUGUUAAAUUUGCCACAAAGAAGCAAGAUAUACCCAAAGACAUGGUGCCGUUCCGCAGUGGUAAAUGUAUGUCAUAUGAUAAGAACAAAGACCCCAUUAGACUACAACAGGAGAAAGAAAAAGCAGAUGCUAAGAAGGCAGCUAUGGAGGCUAAGAAGAAAGAAGAACAUGAGAGAGAGCAGCAGGCACAACAACAGGCUCAGCAGCAGCAACAACAGCAACAGCAAGUGCAGCAACAACAGCAACAGCAGCAACAACAACAGCAGCAGCAACAAGUACAACAAGUACAAGUUCAACAGCAUCAACAGAUGCAGAACCAGGCACAUGUGGUUAUACACCAACAGCAGCCACAACAACAACAGCAAAUGCAACAACAAAUGUUGGUACCGCAAGUAAGCCAACACCAACAAGUGCUCACUCAGCAAGGUGUACAGCAAGUGGCUCAGCAGCACUGUGUGCAGCCCCUUGGAGUCUCGGAGGAGGGUGGACAGCCAGUGGAAAUGGCACAACAAGUGAUACCAUUGGCUGUAGUGCAACAACCACAACAAGCUUAUAUUGUGACACCUGUUUCACACUUCCAAACUCGUGUUCAGGGAACUUGGUACAGGCAUUGACAGCCAAUAAUGGCUAUCUAAGUUUCAAGUCAUGUGAAACUGCAAAUGCAAUCAUUUGUACGUAACCUAAGAUCUCGCGACGACUGAACUGUUGUAGAAUGAAACGGUUCCUUGGAAAAUCUGGUUAAUUGAAACGCCACACGUAACUUUGGCAAUAAGUUAGCAAGGAUAGUUAGGUAACACCUUUUCAGUAUUGGUUGAAAAACUAAUUUAAUAAAACUAUCUGUAAGUAUAAAAUUUAAUCAUAUUUACACCAUUUAUAUUAGCAAUUAGCUAUGUAGUUUAUUUUAGAAUUAUGUAAUGUGGUUUUCCAGCAGAUAACUAAAAUUAUUUUUAUUAUGAGUAUAGAUAGACAUUGUGUAGAAGCUUCAUGGGUUGCAAGUAAGAAGAAUUGCGUAAGUAGUGCUUACAUCCAAAUAAACUCUUGAGAUAUGAGCAAAUUGAUUGCACCUGUUGAUCAACUGAUCAACCUGAUGGAUCAACUGUCCAAGACUUAGUUUGGAUGUAUGCAGAAGUCGCGGGAAGCGGCAUGUUUGUCUGUGACAAGCAAAUGUUUAUGAUCCAUGUAGUGAUUACCAGUGAUGAGCACAUGCGGGCCAUAAGUUUGCUUGUUGCCACAAAGAUCUAUGCUUCAAUCAGAUGUUGGCAAUGACAGCUAGCAGUUUAGUAGGAGGAUGUUUUACAAUAGCGAUCAAUUAAUUAAUCACAAUGUUAUGAUCGACAUGUUAUUUUCGUGUAUCAAAGAGCAGUGCCUUCAUAAUAUGAUGUGGAUUUUGACAUAACUCGUGCGAUUAUAAUUUCGGAAUUAAUGUUUAGAGUAAAGUAAUAAUAGGAUUUUAAUGAAAGGUGAUGUAUUACAGUGCUUUAGAACAUUUUCAAUGACCAGUUAACCAAUGAAUUAUUUUAGUAACAUGAAAUUUAUUGGGAAAGAUCCUUUUAUAUUUCCCAUUGUUAAUAGUGACAUCAAGAAGGACAUUAUUUAGUAUGUAUUUGGUUUCUAAAUUUUUUACUGAUUGAACUUACAUACAUAUCAAAUUGUCAUAACAAGUGUUCUACAUAAAUAUUAUCUUCAUGAUUCUGUACUCCAGUAAAAGGAUUGUGAUUGGGGUUCGCAAACGCACUAAAAUUAUUCUGAGGUAGCAUUGUAGAUUAUCAUCCUAUAGGUACAGUACCCGAAUGGAAUUUUAAGUUUCAUAAAGUCAUACUACUCUUGUAUUUUUAUCUUCCACAAUGCAGUACAGCAAUAAUCCACACAGCAAUAUAUAAAUAUAUGAAAACCACAAUAUUAUGUAUUGUGACUUAUCACAUUUUACUAUCACAAUAAAAGGACGCUUAUUUUAAAGACAACUUUUAUUCAAAGAUAUGCAUUUGUUCCGCGACAAACGCACUUAGUUUUAUAAAACUAUUCAAUUGUCGAUCAAGAAGGCUGACUUUCUAAAAGCUGAGUUACAGGACCUCGGCUAUGAGUUAAUGUGUUAGUAAGGAUUUAUUUAAUAAGUGCAGACAAAGUUAGGUAGUUAUUUUAAUACACUAGAGUUCUAGUGUGUCUAGUUUUAAUGUGGUGACCAAACAUUGCAAUGAAACCAGUUUUUAAAACCAUAUGAUUUCUGGCAGGCUUCAAAUUCACAUUUGCAAGUAUAUUUAUUUUCUUGCGUUUGAUUUUAAUAGAAAUGUAUUGUAAGAUUUUUUAAGAAUUAAUUUUCAUUUCUCAAAAAAUCUUACAGUAAUGUAAGAUUUUAAGUAAUGAUUUUGAAUGAAUUCUAUUGAUUUUAUUUUAAAUACACUAUCCUGUAACGUUUUAAGAACAUGACGAAUAAAAAUAUGUGUUAAAACUAUACCAUCGGGCUGGCGGCCUCCUGGUCAAUGAGAUAAAAUAAUUAAAUGGGGACCUGAAGGAAAUGGCCACUGUUAAGGUAUCUACGUAAUCUUACUUUAGGAGUUAGAGUAUAUGAAGUGCUCAAGAGAAAUGGCUCUUGUACAAGUAUAUAUUGCACAUGUAAUUCAACAUUAAUACAAUAUACUUCAUAUGAUUGUACUCUGAAAUUGGCUUAUUUUUUAUCCCAACGAUAAUAUUACUUUUUAGAAUCAAUAAAGAUUUUAUUCUGCUGUUUGGGUUUCAUGUCAAAUUAAUCCUGAGCUGAUUAUGUCCUCGCGAUAACAAGACUAGGAAGUAGUUUUCAAACGAGAGACUAAGUAAAAAUCUCAUUUUAUUUUGGAAUAAGAUAGAUGUAGCGUAACUUAUGUAUAACUGAUAGACGUGUGUAAUCAUAAUCAAUUUAAAUAUAGACAGUACAGAAAUGUGCCUAGAAAUUAUGCUUAUCCCUGUAUUUUUAUAGUGCAAUAACAUGUAAGAUUCGGAGCAGAUUUUAUAAAGGAGAUUGUCGAUGUAUUCAAAUAUUCUUUUAAAUAAAGCCAGCAACGCCGAUGAAAAGCAAAUCACCAUGUUCGUACAAUUAUCACCAACUAAAAAUUGUUUGAGCUCACAAAACAGUCAUUUGCUUCGAAUCGUAGUGAUUUGCCCUUAGCAACAAAUUCGGCAUCUAUGUUCCAAAAUUAUUACCGUAGGAAGACAUGAUGUGAUAGAAAUUAAACUUUUUUACGCUA